AUGCCAGCCGACACGAUGGAAAAACCCACCGCCUCGCCGAUUGCCGGAGCGCCGGCCAGCUCCAGCCAAACUCCAGAUAAACCCAAAAGCGCCAGCGAACACAGAAAGUCAUCUAAACCCAUCAUGGAGAAACGACGGAGGGCCCGGAUUAAUGAAAGCCUGGGACAGCUCAAGACUCUCAUCCUGGAUGCGCUGAAGAAAGAUAGCUCCAGGCAUUCCAAGCUAGAGAAAGCAGAUAUCUUGGAAAUGACAGUAAAACACCUGAGAAAUCUCCAAAGAGCCCAGAUGACAGCUGCUCUGAGUGCAGAUCCUACCGUCCUGGGCAAAUACCGAGCUGGAUUUAAUGAGUGCAUGAACGAAGUGACUCGUUUCCUCUCCACCUGCGAAGGGGUGAACACGGAAGUCCGCAGCCGCCUCUUGGGCCACCUUUCCACUUGCCUGGGUCAGAUUGUGGCCAUGAAUUACCCCCCACCGCCUCCCCCUCCCCCUCAGGCCACUGGCGGACAGCCUGCGCAUUUGGCGCAACCUUUGCAUAUCCAGCUGCCGGGCUCAGCAGCUGCAGCAGCUGGAGUCCUUCCCGGCCCGUGCAAACUCAACCCUGGUGAAACUUUGUCCCCAAAAGUCUACGGGGGCUUCCAGCUGGUACCUGCGACGGACGGUCAGUUCGCCUUCCUCAUCCCCGGCCCAUCCUUCCCACCUAACGCCGGACCCGUGGUUCCGCUCUAUGCCAAUGCAAACAUGCCCGUUUCCUGCAACGGUUCAACGACGACUCCUUCGGUAUCACCAGUGCAGGGGCUCACAUCCUUUGGGGGCAGCUUAGCCGCCGUUUCUCAAGCCGGAGGAGAACGUCACCACGAGACUGUCUGGAGACCUUGGUGACUUCCCUCCCCCUCCCCCCUCUAGCCCCCCACACAGAAAAAGGAAUCCUGACUAUUUUCAACAUUGGUUCCGUUGUAUGGAACCUGGACCUCUAUAAAGUUUUAUUUUGUUGACUGAAUCCCACCCUCCCCUCUUCCCUCCCCCACCCCACACACAAAAAACCUUUCAUAUUUAUUCCUUUCCAAAGGUUGGAAUGCCAAUUUGUAUUUUUCAUCCUUUUAAACGUCAUGUGAAAUAUUUCUUUUUUAAAAAAAGAAA
Molecule: messenger RNA, 1137 nt
Organism: Notechis scutatus (mainland tiger snake)
Lineage: Eukaryota; Metazoa; Chordata; Lepidosauria; Squamata; Elapidae
Gene: HES4
Product: hes family bHLH transcription factor 4
Biological process (GO): regulation of DNA-templated transcription
Molecular function (GO): protein dimerization activity; DNA binding
Source: RefSeq, a predicted model, not a curated record